Molecule: messenger RNA, 2405 nt
Organism: Xenopus laevis (African clawed frog)
Lineage: Eukaryota; Metazoa; Chordata; Amphibia; Anura; Pipidae
Gene: mdm4.S
Product: MDM4, p53 regulator S homeolog
Biological process (GO): regulation of gene expression; protein ubiquitination; regulation of cell cycle
Cellular component (GO): cytoplasm; nucleus
Molecular function (GO): ubiquitin protein ligase activity; p53 binding
Source: RefSeq, marked provisional
CAAAAUGGCAGCCGUGCUAGGGAAACGGAGGAGACGCGCGAUAUAUGAAUAAACACACGGUCUAAGACAAAGCUAAAUUACUAACAUGUCUACAUCAACUGCUUUGCAUCUGAUGGAUGAACAGGAUCCUGCACCAACGACCAUUCAAAAUACGGAGGAAAGUCUGGUUCGUGUACAGCCAGCUCUUCUGAAAAUCCUCCAAUCAGCUGGUGCAAAGGGAGAUAUGUUUACGUUAAAACAGGUCAUGCAUUACCUGGGGCAGUAUAUCAUGGUAAAAGGAUUAUAUGACAAACAGCACCAGCAUAUUGUUCAUUGUGGCUCUGAUGAACUUGGAAAAUUAUUAGGUAUUACUACAUUUUCUGUGAAAGACCCAAGGCCACUAUAUGACAUGUUAAAGAAGAACCUUUUAAGAAUUUCUUGCACAGAUGCUGGACACAGUCCCUCAAGAAACAAAUCGCAGGCUUCGGACAGUUUGGAGCUGGAGAAGAGUUUUGCUAGUAAAACUGAAGUCACAGACGUUAUCAAGAGAAAUGAUUGUGUUAGUAGUGAUAUGUGUACCUCAUUUGACAACAGUCAUUUAAAAGGCAAUGAAAGUUCAGAUUAUACAAAGCAAUCACUGGAUUUUAUAUUUGAGGAAUGGGAUGAAGCUGGACUGCCUUGGUGGUUCCUAGGAAAUUUAAGGACAAAUUACAACCUUCAAAGCAUUGGAUCCACAGAUAUUCCCUCAAAUCAGGAUAUAGACACAGCUACAGUGUCGGACACAACUGAUGACAUGUGGUUCUUAAAUGAUUCUCGUACUGAUCGUAUUAAUAUGGAGGUGAAGAUGGAGUCCUCAGACUCACUUGAGGAAGAAGUUGGAGAAUGUGAUAGCAAAAAGCCUGCUCAGAUGAUUGAAUUGACUCUGUAUGAAGAUGAUGAUGAUCUUGACGACACACAAAGUUUGAGUGAAGAUACAGAUACAGAGGUCACAUCAGAGGAAUGCUGGCAGUGUACAAAAUGCCACAAAUUUAAUUCACCAGUAAAACGUUACUGCUACCGCUGCUGGGCACUUCGCAAAGACUGGUAUCUGGACUUUCCUCGCCUCAUUCACUCUUCUUCCACUCCCACCCUUCCUGGUAAAGUUAGUUCCCAAUUGAUUGUGGAUGGUUUAGACAUCCCUGAUUGUCGUAGAACAGUCUCUGCUCCCAUGGUGGGGGUCCAAGUACCUGAAUGUAGAUCUCUAGUGCCUUUUCUGGAACCUUUAGAUUUGGCAGCAAAUUCCAAAGCCUUCUCUGAGAGCACAGAUACACUGCUUACUUUUAAGGCUGCAGAAGCUUCACUGCUUUCAAGCCGCCCUCUCUUGGAGCCGUGUCAAUUGUGCCAGAGGCGACAACGCAAUGGCAGUGUGGUACAUGGACGAACUGCCCACCUGGUGACUUGUUUUUCUUGUGCUUGCAAUCUUAAAAAGAAUCAAAAAGGAUGUCCUGUGUGCGAGAAGCCAAUACAGAUGGUGGUGAAGAUAUAUGUUGCAUAACUAGGCAGUACAAGCAUGAAUAACAUUUCACUGCUACAAACCAAAUAUGGGCCAAUGCAGUUGGCACAGUCUACUCGAGUAAUUGUUUUAUUUAAGCACCUUUUUCACCUUGGAGGAGGCAACCAAAGCUUUGGUUACAAAAUACACUGGAUGCAGGGUUGGGGAAAGCUUUGGUCCUCAAAUUAGCACUGCCAACACAAGAGUAUGUUUCUUGUACAACACUUUUUGGGAUGCAUUUGCUUUCAAAUAUCUUCCCUCAAUAUCUGUGAUAGUGAUCAUGACGUUAAUGGGGCCUGAUUCUUUUAAAGGCUAUAUAUAUAUAUAUAUAUAUAUAUAUAUAUAUAUCUGUUUAAAGACAGAAAUUGCUGGUUGAUUUGUGUAAAUUGUGUUCUCUCCUUUUGUUUUAUGUCAAUUCUGUUACCCAUCAUAUAAUUUAGCAUUUCAAGAUGGUGUAAUUAUUGUGCUGGUCAAAAUAUUAAUGCAUAGUUCACACAAAAACCGCACUUCAAGGAAUUUGUAAGUGAAAAAAAUGAAAGUUGGUUUAUUUUCAAUGUUUCGGCACGUACACUCGUGCCGUCUUCAGGAAGGUGAACACUACACUACUAAUCAGUGAAAAUGAUUUAUAGGUGAAGUCUGACCGGUUUUUAUGUGAACUCUCUCAAAAAACAUGUUAUUCUGUUCCAAUACACUUUUAGAUUGUACUUGAACAUUCAAUAACAAGUUUGUAUUAUUGUAAUGCAAGGUUUACCAGGGAUAUGUUAAUCAAUUACAAGUAAAACUGCUUUCAGUCUUUGUUAAUUUUAUUUUAUAAGUUGGGAAUUUAAUAGUUUGGGUAGAAGGCUUGUGUGGCUUUAUUCUUUAUUGUUUAAAAAUAAAUUACAAUGCAUAAUAA